Darwinula stevensoni is the source of this 1262-nucleotide messenger RNA. The record is from the annotation of a GenBank genome assembly. NCBI's taxonomy places the organism in Eukaryota, Metazoa, Arthropoda, Ostracoda, Podocopida, Darwinulidae.
GUGUUGUGGAGGAUGUGGUUGACAUAAUUUUAAAUUUGAAGCAAAUCCGAUUAAAACCUAUGGUAAUAACUGAAGGUUCUGAAGAGGAGAAGUUAUACGUUACAAUUUCCGGUAAAGAUAAGUUUGUGGCAGGUGAUAUAGAAACAAAUUCUAAUACUUUCAAGAUUAUGAAUCCUGAUUUGUAUAUUUGUACAUUAGAGCCUAAUAUUACUUUGGAGAUUGAGUUUACAGUUACUAAAGGUAGAGGUUAUGUACCUGCUGAUGAAAACCUCCCAAAAGAUGCUGCGAUAGGUGUUAUUCCUGUAGAUGCUAUUUAUACACCGAUCAAAAAGGUAGCUUAUAAAGUUGAGAAUACUAGGGUUGGACAGCGUACAGAUUAUGAAAAAUUGACAAUAGAUCUCAAAACAGAUGGUACAAUACAUCCAGAAGAAGCUAUUAAAGAAGCGUCAAGGAUCAUGAUACAACAUUUGAUGUUGAUUACAGAUGAAAAUAUAACCUUCAACGAUUCAUCAUCACGUGAAGAUAAUAUUGUGGAUGAGCAUAUUUUGCAUAUGCGUAAGUUAUUGAAGACCAAUUUAGAAGAUCUUGACCUUUCUGUAAGGGCUUAUAACUGUUUGAAGGCAGCUAAAAUAAACUCUUUAGGAGAAAUGGUUAGAUUUGAUAUGCACGAGUUGCUGAAGUUCAGGAACUUCGGUAAAAAGUCUUUGGUAGAAAUUGAAGAACUAUUACAAACGAAAGGACUUACUUUUGGUAUGGAUCUUUCUAAAUAUAAGCUUGACGAAGAAAAAAAGGGACAUAGAGAUGCAUUGUUGCUUAAUAUGUCAAAUUCUUUGAUUCUUCACAAAAGAAUCAAUACUACCUUAGCAAAGGCAAAGGCACUUAGAUUAUUUGUAGAGCCUGUAUUAACUAGAUCAAAGGAAAACACUACACAUUCAAGAAGAAUGGUUUUUGCAGAUUUACAAAGCAAAGAAGUAAUUAAUGAGCUGUUUGAUGUUGUGGCUCCAAAAAUAUUUGAUAGGCCAGGUGGGUAUUGUCGAAUUAUUAAAACUGGUUUUAGAAAAGGUGAUGGUGCUGAAACAGCUAUGAUUGAAUUAGUUGAUUUUAAUGAGGUGUUAAAAGCCAAAACUGGUACAUCUAAGGGUGGUACGCGUAGAAGUCGAAGAAAAUCAUCUGGUAAUGCAGGCGAGAGCGCGGGUGUGGUUGCUGCUGCGGCAGCUGUAGUUGCACCUAACAUAGUUGGUGAAAGUAAUUCUGAAGAAGAA